GAAACUGUAGACUGGCCGAUCUCUUUCCCGCUUCAAAAUAUUCCCUAAAUGUUUGUAAAUUUUAUAGAUGGAUGAAGAACUUCUUCAACAAAAUUUAGAACAAUAUAAGGCACAAGUAAGUUAAUUUUGUUUGUAGAGCUGAAAUGAUUACAAAACGUUCUCAAACAUUUUGUCAGACAAGCGAAAUUGUCAAUGUUCACCAAAUAUCUUUUCACACUGAAUUUUCAGUUCCUGCAGAUCCAAAGCGUUUUAGAAAACACGGGAGAAGAAAAUCAGGAAGAUCUUCUUAAGCUGAGAGAUGACCUUGUAGAGCUGAUUCACGUAUCAGAAGGUAUCUAAAAACAAUAUUGCAAAUAUUUUUCAGUACUUUACUAUGUAGUACUAGCUGUUUCAAUCCUGUUUCAAAGAGAAUAUACUGCCUUUGCCUGAACAUUCACAGAUGGUUAGGCAUUUGUAGAGUCUUCUUGCUUAAGGAGAAAACCCUUUAGGCCCUGACUGACAGCAGUUCUACUGAUUUGGCUCUGGUAUGUGGGACGUAAGAGAAGCUGCACUGCUGUUCGUAAAGAGUAGGGAACCUACCUCUGUAUAGACCCCAGUAGUUGUGGUCAGCCUUAUGACAUUUUACCAUUAAUCCUAGUAUUGUGCAAACUGAUUUAGGUAGAGUAUUUCAUGAGAGCAUCAUAGUUGUAAAGCCUUUUGUUAUGAGCUUGGUCAAGGUAAAUAUAUUUUUUGUUUGCAUGCGUUGAUAGAAAGCCUGUUGUCUUUGAAGAAGAGCAAGUUACUCCAGUUGCUUGAUAAUGCAGAAGAGGAAGUCAGCAUCAUUCCAGAAAAUUUGAAUGAAAGUGCCUACUCAAGCGAAGUAGGAAAUGAUACUGUGAGUGUAGUGUAAGUUUUUUGUCACCCUAAUCAAUCAAAACGUUUUGUUCUCUAGAGACCUGUCACUUUUCAUUUUAUUGUUCAUUUCAUUUCAUUUAUUUAUUUCCAUCACAUACAACAGUUUGUGUACAAAAAACACACAGUUAAUUAUUAAAGAAGUUAUGAAUAUGAAAAUCAUACAUGUGAACUGUAGGGUGAAGAAUAAUGAAAGUAGAUCAUUGCAGUUAUAGACGCAACUUUUGCAGUUGCAAAAAGAAAGCCUGAAAAAAAAUCCUUUCUUUUUGCAACUGCAAAAGUUGCGUCUAUGACUGCAAUGAUCUACUUUCAUAUAAUUCUUCACCCUGCAGUUCACAUAUAUGAUUUUCACAUAUUCAUAACUACGUCUUCAUCCUUUCAUGGGUUUAUUAAUGAACAAAUUCAAUGACCUGUUCCCAGUUGGCUUGUUAGCUCAAUAUUGGUAGAGGACUGCACCCGUAUCGCAGAGGUCAAGGGUUUGAAUCCCAUACAAGCCUGAAUUUUUUUUUGCUUUCUUUUUGCAAAUGCAAAAGUUGCGUCUAUAACUACGAUGAUCUACUUUCACCUUCACUUUUGAUGAUCUAUUCUUCACCCCGCAGUUCACACAUAUGAUUUUCAUAUAUUCAUGACUUCAUGAUCAUCCUUUCACAGGUUUAUAAUGAAGCAAUUCAACAACCUGCUAGCAGUUGGCUUGUUAGGUCAAUUGACAGAGCGCUGCACCGGUAUCGCAAAGGUCAAACAUUCGAAUCCGUACCAGCCAAUUUUUUUUCAGGCUUUCUUUUCGCAACUGCAAAAGUUGUGUCUAUAACUGCAAUGAUCUACUUUCAUAUAAUGCAAUUAAUUAAGUUACAGAUAUUCUUCAAAACGUAGUUACAUGUAAUAUCCUCCUGGUGGUAUUUUGUCUAUUCUUGCCAUCAUUUUGAAUCUUUAAUUUGAGGCUUUGCAUUUUCAUAACAACUGAGUUGCUCCUGCUGUCUUCAAGUGAUGUAAUGAUCAUUCUUCUGAACAUUUUCCUGUCAUUUUAUGAUUGUCAUCAACUGGAUUUCAAUUAUUCCAAAUCUCCCAUAUUAAACUGUUAGUAGAUAACCAAAGAGACAUAUGCAUGACAGGGGAGCAAGGGGAGAAAGGGUGGUGCAGUGGUGCAGAGAGCAUUCAACUCCCACCAAUGUGGCCCACGUCUGAGUUCCAGCGUCUAUGUCAUAUGUAGGGUUGAGUUUGUUACUGGUUCUCUCCCUUGCUCUGACAGGUUUUUUUGCAGCUACUCUGGUUUUCCCUUAUCCUGAAAAACCAACAUUUCCAAAAUUCCAAUUUGACCAGGAAUAGAAAAUGAGGAACCACUUUGUGUAUGUGCUACCUUUAAAUCAUAAUCAAUGUUUUAAUUUAUGUGAUUGUAUCACAAUUUCUGUUUGGUACAGUAGAACCUCUAUUUAAUGCAGUCCGGCCUAGAGCUAUAUAAUAAAGUCUUUUGAUGUAACAAAUGAUUUUCUUCAGCCCGACCAAAUUACAGCAAAAUGUAUGGAGCAGAACCUUGAUUUAACGAACCUUGAUUUAACGGAAUCAUUGUUAUAACAAACACAAUCCACAAGUGCAAACAUACUAAAAUGUUACUACAUAACAGUAAUUUUUUAGAUUCAGAAAUGCUGGGUUUUGUAAAUUAAUUAUUAACUUUACCUUUAUAUAACAAACAUUUUGGUUGUUUUCCUGAAAAUUCGUUAAAUGGAGGUGUUUGAUAUAACGACCCCUCAAUAAUAAUGAACAAAUUUCCCCAGUCUCUUGGCACUUCAUUAAAUCGAGGUUCUACUUUAUACAGUUUCUUGUCUGUCUGUUAUAUAAUAUUAUUUUAACAACAAUUGUGCUCUCUUUGUGAUUAGGAAGUUUCAGAUGAUAAGGACCUGUCAGAAGUGGAAGAUGAUAUCACUGGAAUGAAAUGUCGCAUUUCAUAUACACAGGUAGGUUAGGGAAGAUGGUAAUUUAUUGAUCUCUUAUCUGUAUUGGAGACUUGGAAGCUGUUCAUGUGCAAGCUGCUUUAUUUAAAAUUUUUUUGGGCGAAAUUGUACCACUAACCCAUGUUUGGUUGAAGCGGCAGUAUUAAUUUUUAUUAAGAUGAACCUUGUUGUAUUCCCAUGCUCCCUUGCUGGGGGUAGCAUGAAACUUGAUGUUGCCUUUAGUAACCAGACUCACAAACUUAAUGUAAAUGCCAAAUAACAGACAUGUUUUCUUAAUGGAUCACAGUCACAUUAAGUCAGUGAAACUUUAGACAAGAAAGAGUAUACAAUGACCUUAUUACAAAUUAUGGCAAGAAGUGUGAAAGGAAACCAAAACAUGUAACUGAAAAAUAGUGCUGACCACGUGGGUUUGAACAAAGUUCGUAGCCAAGGAAAACUCUUAAUUAUUGUUACAUAAUUUCCAUGUAUGAAAUCAAUUAUUUUUGCGUCCAAUCUGUGUGGGUCUUUACAAUUGUGGCUUACCUUUGACUUGCCAUUGUAAAUGCCCAUGCAGAUCUCCUACUCAAAUUUUAUCUAGUAUUGACAGUAAAAUUUUGUAAAAAGAGUAUAGAGAUUUACACAAAGGGGGAGUUUAAAAUCAUGGCACUCUUUCAUUCUUGACAGGACUGGGGUGUGACAGAGCAGCAUAAUGCCAUGGUUUUUGAUGCAGAAACUGUUGAAUUAGCUGAUGGCAAUGAAACAACAAAGGUACAGUAAAUAAUUUUUACAGACAAGCAGCUAGUAUAAUGUAAUCAUUCUGAGAUCUGGGAAGUACAAUUCAUGUGUUGUCAUUUUUUCCAUGUUAUUUUUUCUAUGUUUUCAAGAUUACCAAGGCAUUAAAUGUGAUAAAUCAACAGCAUAUUAAAACAAAGCCCAUGAAAUGUUCAAACCUUACACAAUGUAGUUUAGACUUUUGUGGAAUUUAUAAAUUUAAUGUUCACAAUUGAUUUGAAUUGAAUUAAAAUAAAAAUAAAAAUGAAAAUAUAAUGUUAAUUUCUGUUUCACUCAUUAUUGUAACCAUUAAAUUGCUAAAUGUAAUCAUCUGGACAUACCAUAAAUUUAUUAAAUAAAUGGCCCAAUUCCCAACAUGAGGUCCUAUGGACAGUGAAGAUUAGGUAUGUAAUUUUUUGAGUUUGAACAAGUUAAACCUAUUUAACUUCUGUUUUGUUUCCUUAUUGAUUUUUCUUUUUAUAUAUCAGUAGCCUUAGUUAAUUUUUUUAACGUUUUUUUUUUAUUAACGAGGGAGCCACUGUAAUUGGUUAGGCUGUAGUGGUCUCCCUGCCUAAUAGUUUUUUAUGUAUUCAUGUAUAAAGAUUGUAUUCUAGUUAGGCAAAGCUAAAUAAAUAAAUAAAUUUUUGACCCUGGGGUUUUCCCGAAAAACAGGUUUUGAAGACAAGCCAUUUUGUGGUCACUGUCCAGUUGUAAAGAGCUAAAACUUUCCAAAAAAGUGUGAACAGAUUGAGCACUUCAUGGCUUUCUGUUCCAGAUGCAAAAAAUAUCAGCUUCCACACUCACUUAAAUAGCUUUCUCUCCUCCCCUUUUCUUCUGCUUUUCUUGGACCGAUUUUUUUCCUUUGCUGUCAUAGGUAUAGGCAGAUCAGUGUGGACAGUUGAGGGACAAAUGGUUUGAAGUUUAGUAAAGUACCUUUGAAUAUUCUGUAUUGUAUUCUGUACAGGUCAGAGUAUUAUUUAUGAAUCCAACCCAUAAAUCAAUGGUGCCUUGUCCUUAUUUUCUGGAUGGCAAGUGUCGGUUCUCUGAUGAUGACUGCAGGUUAGUGUCCAUGUUAUUGGUCAAAAUUAAAUUCAGGUUAAAAUUUUUAAGCCUAGGUUGAUUCUCUAUUUCCUUUGUCUCCUAGCCCUAAAAUUAAGUUUCUAAAUUUCUAUAAAUUAAGUUAAUCUUUUCUCUUUGCUUUUCACCUGUUAUGUGGUGAUAUAUAUAUAUAUGUUGUACCCUUCUAUAUAAUCAAUUUGGCACCAUUUGACUUAAACAACAUGUUCUCCCUUGCACUAAUUGUUCAUAAGAGACAAAGGAAUUCUUAGAUUACCGGUAACUUGAGAACAGAUCUUGACUGGUGCAGAUACUAACAAUGUCCUAUACUCAGUAAGCUUUAACUCACAGUUUUUAUGAAGAUUUUGUUGAAUAUAGAUAGUUUAGAAGUCACUUUUUAACUAUGAUGGAGAACAAGUUUUGUAUUUAUAAACAUUUUGUACUUGAAUUUGUUCCCUUAGAUAUUCUCAUGGCUAUUUGUUGGAUGUAGAAGAUUUAUUGCCAUUUAAAGAACCAGAUUUCAGGUAAUAAUCUGAUAACCCAAAAUUUACCGUUUCUUUUGUGAAUUAGCUAGUAUACAUAUAGUUUAAUAGUAGUAUUAGUUUUGCUGGUCUUGAGCCCAGUGACAACAAAAAUAAUUAUAUCCUUCUCUAUCCUUCAUAUUUUAAAAAUGCAGCAGUCAUUGCAUCAUUUACCAAAUUUAUAUGGGAUGGCAUCACGAUCACCAGUGCACCAGUGCACCAUCUAUGACAAUCUUGGGAAAUAUCCAAUCAUACACAUAGCCUAUAUUUUUCUUCCUUUAUCUACAGCAAGGUGGAGUGUGGAAAGUCUUGUUUGGCCAGAUACGAUGAUGGAGUUUGGUACAAAGCUACUAUUCAGUAAGUAAUUAUUACAUCUAAUAAGUACUGAACAUCCCACUCAGAGUUUAUUUUAGUUUACAGUGUUCCUACUGGUCAUGGAAAACCUGGAAAGUCCUGAAAUAUAACAAUUUCAUUUUCCAGGCUUUGAAAGUCAUGGAAUUUGAUUUCAAAGUAACAUAGAGAUAUAAACUAAGAUCAUUGAACAGCCCAAAUGGCAAACAUUUUGGUGGACACUAAAGUGUUAUCUGUUGAACUGAUUUAGGUACAAAAUACCCUAAAACAUGGAUAAUUUUAAUUUUUUUUUAAUGUGACAGCUAUUCCUAAGGUCACAAAAAACCCAGAAUGGUCAUGGAAAAAGUCAUGGAAUUUAAAGCUAAUGACUGUUAAUAUAAUCUGUAGCGUACAGGAAUUGAGUAAGUUUUUCCAUGUUUUAAUUUAGGAUGGGUACACAAAUCCUUUUCAUUUUUUGUCACCAACUUGUGGAACUCUGUGCCAACAAAAAUAAAGGAGGUCUAAUGAGACGACAAGUUUUAAAAAAGCUUUGCAAGAUUACACGUUUAAUGAUCUCAGAUGUAUGAUUUAUUAUUAUUAUUAUUAUUAUAAAUUCUAUUCGGCCAGAGGCCCAGUCUCAUCUACCCAAGAACAUUUACAAUAUUUACCAUCCGCUACAUCAACAACUCCCUCCCUACAUGUAAGAAUAUGGCAAGAUUAACAGUUGGUUUUGACUCUAACCUUAACAACAAUGCAGUGUGUAAGAAAGAAAAAUAUCUGAACUUGAUCAACGAAAUGAGUAGAGAUUACAGUUGUGUGAGAUUUGUCAAACUGUCCAUGAGUUCCCUUGGCGUUUUUGCCGAUGAAUGCUCCACGUUCUUAGACAUGAUGAAUGUCAUUGACAUUGACAAAAAGCAGCAACGUUAUAUAAUCAAGAAAAUGAUAAAUAUAGCCAUUAGAGCAACAUAUUACAUCUUUUGUUGUAGAAAUAGGAACUGGGAUAGCCCAGACUUAAUGCAAUUUUGAUUUUUUUUUUUUUGGCUUUUGUUUUGUUUUGUUUUUGUUUUUGUUUUUUGUUUUUUUGUUUUUGUUUUUUCUUUUUAAUAAUCCAAUCUCAAGCAGAAUUUGUAAAUUGCCUAUACGUAGCGAGAUUUACAAUUGUACAUUCAAAAACACAAAUAAAGUUUCCAUUAUUAUUAUUAUUAUUAUUAUUAUUAUUAUUAUUAUUAUUUUAGAUGCUGUUCUUCCUUUAGGUAAAUACAUUUAUAGAGGCCAUACAUUUUGUACCAUUAAAUAAAUGAGGAUAGUUGAACGGAGGCACUGUCAGUUUAUAAUGUCCUGCAAAGACAUGUGGUGUUGAAAUACUCUCACCAACUCAAAUUAGAUCUUAAAAUCCCAGCCCUGGUUAUUUCAUUUAUAACUAUCUCUGAGUUUCAUGUUAACCUUAUUUUUACUCAGUGGACUCUACCGUAAACAUCUUUCUUGCUUGAUCAAAAUCUUUCAAGCUCAACUUUAUUAGUGAUGAAACCAGUCACUUGCAAAAAUCAGGAUCAUACAUUAAGCCAGUGUUAAACUGUCAUUUCAUCUUAGCUAAUUGUAAUUUUCACUUUGAUUUUCAAAGUAACAUUGCAUAACGUUCCCUGCUAGCAGAUGCCACUGUCUUUACAGCUGGUAUUCGGCAGGUGUGAGGAAAAGCCUGCUAAAUACCAGAGAAAAGAGCAGGGAAUGCUUGACUUAUUUUCUUAGUUAUGUAAAGUUUGGACAAAAAAAUUAUAGCUACAGCUGGAUGUGAGGACUCGCAACCGUCAACUUCAACUUUUUUAAAGAAAGAAACGUUUGAAAAUGAUUCACAUAUGGAUUGCCUGGAUGUACAGUGUAUAAUGUAGCACUUGCUAAUUCUAUUUCCAAACAACCUUACAGAUCAGCAAGAUGCUGAAAAUGUCUCAGACAGUGAAAAUAUAUCAAGUUGUUCAAGUGACAGUGAAGAAAGUGAAGAAGCUAAAGAUGAUGAUGGAGAAGAUGUAGCGGUUGCGCAGUUGUCAUGGAAACCAUCAGGGGGUCCUGUUUCCCUUGGAGAGUGGGAGCAACAUACCAAAGUAAGUUGUUUAAGAUAACGUUCUUUAAAAGAAAAAGAAAAGAAAAGAAAAACAUAAUCAAUUUUUGUUUUGAAUUAAUUUUUUUGGCAUUUUUAUUGUUGUUAUUAAAUGAUGUGUACUUUUUUGUUGUGUUGUAUUUUACUAUUGGUUUCAAUUUGUCUAGGGUAUUGGAUCAAAGCUUAUGGCCAAAAUGGGAUAUAUAUUUGGGUAGGUGUCAACUUAGUAAAAUCAUGACCAUUACAAUUGAGCUUUACUUAAUACUGAUAUGCAAAAUUAUUUCAAUAUUGUUUUUUGCAGAGGAUUUAAUACAGUACAAACAUUAAGCACAUAUGUUGUGAUUAUAGUCUAGUAAUGAAUAAAAUAUGUGAAGCAGCAAAACAUAGAUAUUUGUGGCUCUGAGCAGAGGUAAAGUUUAAGCAGCUAGACAAACUGUUAUUUUUUUGUAUUAUAUAGUAUUUCUUUGUCAAAUGUCAUGCUGCUUGGAGGGAGAAACCACUGCUCACUGGGUGAUAGUACUUAGUGUAGCUUAUGUGGCUGUCAUCUAGUUGCACUGCAUCUCAGUUGAAAAAUCAUUUUAUUUUAAUUUUUUUAAAACAUUUUCCUCUUGAUUGUUUGCCUUACCUCACCUACAUUAGAUAAGCCCUUCUUUUUUGCAGGUGGAAUCCAUUUUAUUUCAGUUUAAUUGAUGAAUGUUGCGUAGGUGGUUUUUUGUAAGCUCUAUUUUUAAUGACUACUAGGAAAGGACUGGGACGAGAUGGUAAUGGCAUUGUGGAGCCAGUAGAGGCAGUAGUACUACCUCAAGGUAAGAUUUUAUGUAAUAUUUAAGUCAUGAAAUGUUUUUUCUCAUAGAAUAAUUUUUUUCCGUUUAGUUUUUAAGGUUCUUGUGCUGGGGAGAGAUUUAUAUUUGCAUUUCUGAAAACACUUUAUAGAUUUUACAGUUUUCCAGAGGAGUAUGUUAAUUCCAGGUUGACGUAAUCCACUGUGCUGGCCAUAGUUUAUCUGUCUGUCAUAAUAACAGCGCCAAAUGAAGGGAUGAAGAGUCUUGAAGUUAUGUUUUGCUUUUUCUUAAGUUUUUGUUUUGAGUUUCCAUGUCACAAUGCAACAAGGCGUCAAUUUUUUUCGCCAACUCUCAUUCCUACAUGAGUGUGUAAAUCAUUGAAAUACAUUUUUAAUAGUGAGUUCACAAGUGGCUUUUUUUUCUAUUGAAUUUCUCUUUAGGGAAGUCUCUUGAUAAGAUUGCACAACUUCGGGAAAAUAACAAACUUCCUAAGCCUGGAAAAAAGAAGCGGAAAAGAACACCAAAAAUGAAAAAUGUCAAGCUGCCAGAAGAGGUACAAGAAAUCAAUAAAAUGAAAAUAUUUGCACUAAAUGUUAUAAAUGCAAUUAGGCUAAUGCAGUAGAAAUUUGAAUCGAUGUUUUAAAAUAAUUUUCUCAUUUCAGAGAUAUAUAUUCAAGCAGCCCUUAACAAAAAUAUGUAACCUGUAUUGUGGGUUGUAUUUCAUUUUGUAUGGAGCAAAGGAACUUUACUGAUCAUUAAAUAUUUUACAAUUUUAAUUUGGCUUUAUGAUUUUUUUUUUCAAACAGUGUAGGAAAAAGAAGUUAUUAAGCUUUACACUUAGCAUAAUUUUUCUUAAACACUUAAUACAAAUGAAUUUUCUUGGCCAAGGUGGGUGUUCUUGUGCAAGGGAUUCCGUUUUUUGCAUUUGUCCUUUCAUUCAUUCUUUCGCAGGGCUUCCUCUAAGAUUUCAAGUUCCUGUUUACCCGUUUAUUGGAUGAGGAAUUUAAAAACAGCAAGGAAUGUCUUUUUCUACUAUUUUCCUUUUGUUCCUAUGAAAGUAACCUGGGGGUCAAGCUCACUGAGUAGCCGGGGGAAAUCCCCUGCCAACAGGCCUUAAUGUGACAGCCCUGCUAGCCAGUAAAAAAUUACUCUUAUUGUCUUUAAUAGUUUGAAUCAUGGUCCUGAGUUCCUAGACAAAUUCUAGAUGGCAUCCUACAGACUUGUUUGUUCUUUACUAUAAAAUGCCCCCAUUCUAGCAAUCUUUUUUAAAAAACCUCUUGAAAGUAAUGCUCUUUACAAAAGUACUCUUCUUUAAAUAGCCCUUUUCAUUAAAACGUAAACUUGAAAUUCAAUUUAUUUCCAAAAAAUCUUGUUGUGCAAAAUUUGCAAGUUACAUAAAUAGGAUAAAAACAUACCUAAUAAUACAUCUAAUAUGUACUCAGAAAGCAGUGAGGUAGACUGGUCAUUUGCAAUCACAAGACUGCUUUUUUAGUUACUAGAAAUCACCAUUCCCAAACUCCUAUUUAAUUUUAGCUUCAAUAGUUUACAAUCUUUGAUCAGUCUGUGGAGACUGAAGUGCUACCAAUGUAAAAAGUGUAUUUGGACUGGGCACAGAAUACUCUGUUUAGUGACAGGGUGAAAAAUGCAUCAUCAUUUUUAUGUCUCUCUUUAUGUUGCAGGUCUCAGGUGGUGACAUAUUUGAUUUCAUAAACAUAAAACUUGGUGGCAAGAGAGGUUAGCUUAUAUCUAGCUUGGGUGACGAAAAUUUGAAGGGGAAGGGUUAGGUGUGAAGAAAUUAAGACUGUGCAAGAACUUAAGUCAAUCAGUCACUGAAUGGGGCUGAUAUAAAAGGAAGAGAAAAACUGUACUUUCUCCUCCACAACUUCCAUAAAAAAUUUGUUCAUUUUUUUGAGAAAUGUUUGGUUGAAAAAACCCGGUUUGAUAUUUUUGUUAAUUCUUAUCUGUUAUCAUUGAUAGUCAGGUUUUGCGAUAUUCUGUUUCCCAGUGACCUAUAUUUUUUCUUGUAGUAAUAAAAAUAACCAGUAAUUUUCUUGUGGUAACUUCUUACCACAACAUUCGAAGAUAAUUUUCCCACAGAGCUUCAAUAACACAGCUAUAACACCUGUCCAUUUCCCAAGGCCAAUCCAAACCAUCUCAACUGAUUUACAAGUUAGAUGGUUUUAGAAACCGCUGGGAGCGGACCUCGGGGAAGGGUGGAGGGGGUGGGGAAGUUCCUUAUGAAAGGAUAUGGGGACUAAUGGGGACUUAUCUGGGGUUGUCUUAGGCUUUAUUUGACUCGUAAUAUAAACCAUACUCCAACACAGUAUGGCAGCAUUUUUUAUGCAAUAUCUGCUAGACAUAGAUAUAAUAAAUAGAGAAUAAUACAUGGUCGCGCGGAGAUAUGGAAUUUAUCUUCNUAAAACAAGAAUCAGCCAUUCCAUAAACCAAAACCAUGCCAUAUAGUCGAGAACCCGACAAAUGUAAUUCGUUGUUUAAAAUACUCCAGUGUAAACUCGGAGCUCUACAAAGUACAGUAAAAAAUAAAUACAAAUAUUAAAAAUGUCCGGUAUCUUGUUCAAAAUAUAAAAGAUAAGAUAAAUGGUUAAAAUGUUCUCAAACUAUCAAAUAUCAAUAAUUUCACAUGUAAAAAUAUCGUAUUUUUACGUGUGUUCAGAUACCACAUUUCUCGGUGGUAGAAAUCCUUGUAAAACACUGCAGUUUAUAUAAUAAACAACAACCCUAAAGGAUGGUACGGUGAAACCACCAACUUACGGCCACCUCGUUAAUACGGCCACUUUUUUUGGCCGUUUGGCAAAAACCGCCAUACAUUUUCUUGUACAAAAAACCCUCGUUAAUACGGCCUAGUUUUUUUGGCCCAUUGGUGACCGUAUUAACGGAGUUCCACUGUAUUAUUAGAACAGGAGCACAACUACGACAAAAACAAGUAAAAAAAUAACGUGGAUAAAAUCGAACGACGUUUCGGUGUCAUCGUGAUGCCCUUUUCAAGUUCAAGUUCAAGUUCAAUUUUUACUUGUUUUGUUUUACGAAACCUUUGCAACUUCAACUACAACAGCAAAAAAUAUCAUCAGCUUUCCGUCUUAAACACUCAUGUCAUCUUUCUUUUUUAUUUUUAGGAAAUAUCCAAGACAUAAGGGUGCCUGUAGCUGGAACAAGUGCAAGUGAUUUUGAGGUGAAAGAAUCAGACAAAAAGAAAAAAGGUGGCAAGAAUAUAAACUGGAAUUUACAGGUAAAUUCUCGAGGGGCAGAGUGGCCGAGUGGUUAGAGCGCUGGACUUGCAAUUCGAAGGCCCAGAGUUCCAAGUCCUGUCCUGACCGCUAGCUGGAUUUGUUCUCGGUAGUCCCGUGUUCAAAUCCUCAGUCACGCUUGUGAAAAUACAGCCAAAUGGUUUGACUCCUACCAGUUAGGAUCCUUAACUUUGUUGUGUUCUAUUUGAAUUAUUAUUUGUUUCAUUAUCCCUGAAAAGCCCCAUAAGGGGAGAGGAUAAUUAAGUAUUUAUUAGAAGUAGUAGUAAAUUGGGAAAUCAAGUACUUAUCUAACUAGAUAAAUGAUGAGCAAUACAAUCGGACCUUUUGAGUGUAAAAUGUAAAUUUACAGGUAUCUCUUUUUCAUCUAUACUCCCAUGGUUACCCUCAAUCAAUCAUUUUUUAUCAUCUCUAACAUCUUAAAGUUUCCUUCAAUUUCAAAAUACUUUUUGGACUUCGUGACCCAACGACUCUAAGUUAAGUGACUGAGAUCCCUUAAAGCCCUUUCCACAAAUACUACGCAACACAUAUAAGGUGGGGGGUGGGGAGGGGGUGACAAUAGAAGUGAACAGGUUUGUUUUUGGAUAGAAAACUUAAUGUUUAAGUUUCUGUUAACUGUGACAGUGUUUACGUGUCUUUAAAAUGUCUAUUUUCUCUUCCUCAGCUUUUUAAAACACAUGAAGAAAUAUCAUCUGUCGAGAAGAAGUUAAAGAAGGAAGAAAUGGCUCUUAGCAGACAUGAGGAAAAGUAAGGGAGGAAUGCUCCAAAAAUUAAGAAAGUCAAUACCUGCUAUUAAGACAUUUUUUAGAAACAAUUCGGGUAUUUUCUGCAACUUGCACUAAUUUCCAGGAGCGGUUAUUAAGGCCAAGGUGUUCUGUCAUAAAUCAGAAAUAUAUAUGUGUAUGUCUGGUUAAUUUUAACCUGUUCCAGUAGAGUCUAGUUCUGUAAAACGCAAAAGGAGCAGCGGGAUAUUGUGCCACCUCUCGUUGCUUCGUCCAGCCCUUUAAAAAUGUGCUUCGUAGUGGAGGAUAGGGCGAAAGAAACAACUUCACGAAUAAGGAAAAAAACUGACUCGCGGUGGUCAAUUCAGCUUUUUUCCCUUCUUCAUGAUGCGAAACUCUCGUGUUUGGCUUUCACACCGAUGCAACCAUUUGCUGGUCGCUCGAAUUUCCAAAGAAAAUUGUGGGGGGGGGGGGGNUGAUAUUUCUAUUUGCCCCGGUGAGAGAAUUUGUUUAAAACUAUUUGUACAAUCUUCAACAUUUGUUUGCCAUAAGUCUUGAGGUUACCAUUUGCUAGUAGAAUAUACACAAUUUAGUCAGAAAACAGUUAAUUCCCUGCGAUUCUUCUUAUGAUGUAGUUUCUCUUGUAUGCUCUUCUCCUUUUCAUGUAACCGAGAUAAAUGCGCUUUGAUCGCUGCAACCUUCUGCCUAAAGUGUGAGGCAGUCUUUUUAUACCUAGAAAGAAAACCAAGCCAAUUUAACAAUAAAUAGUAGACAGUAAGGGUUAAAUCUGAAAAAAACAACUUCUCGAUGAAGGAAAAAAACUGGCUUCCGGGGGGUAAUUCCCCUUUUUUCCCUUUUUCAUUAUUCGAAACUCUCGGUGUUGGCUUUCAACCCGGUGGAACCCUUUGCGGGUUGCUCGAAUUUCCAAAAAAAAUUUGGGGGGGGGGGGGGAUUGGAAAAGUUUCUUGUUUCUUGUUUUCUUUUUUUCAAAUUUAACCCGUCCUGUCUCCUAGUUAAUCUUAAAUUGGCCUGUUUUUCUUUCUAGGGAUAAAAAGACUGCCUCACACUUUAGGCAGAAGAUUGCAGCGAUCAAAGCGCAUUUAUCUCGGUUACAUGAAAAGGAGAAGAGCAUACAAGAGAAACUACAUCAUAAGAAGAAUCACAGGAAAUUAACUGUUUUCUGACUAAAUUGUGUAUAUUCUACUAGCAAAUGGUAACCUCAAGACUUAUGGCAAACAAAUGUUGAAGAUUGUACAAAUAGUUUUAAACAAAUUCUCUCACCGGGGCAAAUAGAAAUAUCAUGCUGCUAUUCAAUAGAAUGAAAUUAGUUUCUUUACUUCUCCAAACGAUUUUCACUGAUGUUACAUUUCACAUUUUCUUCAGUCUGUUUCGCGCCAUUUUAUUGUCGAUGUCGUUACGUU
Messenger RNA from Porites evermanni, 13774 nucleotides. NCBI's taxonomy places the organism in Eukaryota, Metazoa, Cnidaria, Anthozoa, Scleractinia, Poritidae. The record is from the annotation of a GenBank genome assembly.